Sphenostylis stenocarpa is the source of this 609-nucleotide messenger RNA. NCBI's taxonomy places the organism in Eukaryota, Viridiplantae, Streptophyta, Magnoliopsida, Fabales, Fabaceae. The record is from the annotation of a GenBank genome assembly.
AUGGAUGGAAUGUCAGUACGAACAAGCAUGGUGGGGCGAAAUGAAAGGCAUGAUGGGCGUAAUUGGAUGGAAGAUAAGAGAGGGUCUCUAAUGGUGGUGGCCACAGUUAUUGCAACCAUGACUUUCCAAAUUGCCAUAAACCCUCCAGGGGGUGUUUGGCAAGCAAAAACAGAUGACCAACAAGGUUGUGAAGCUGGUAAAAUCUGCCAAGCAGGUACUUCAGUCUUAGCCUUUAGUAGCAGCAACCAAAGGUUAAAAUAUGAGAUAUUCAUACUGUUAUGCACCAUAUCUUUCUCUGCAUCUCUCACCACAAUCAUACUACUUCUCUGUGGAGUUUCCCUCCGUAACAAGUUUAUCAUGUGGUUCUUCACCAUUGUUUUGUCCAUCUCAGUAAUUUGCACUGCGGGAGCGUACGCCAUUUGUAUUUGGAUGAUAUUGAAUCCUCUUAACAAACUUGUUGGACGCAUCACCCUUUAUUAUGCACUGUUUUGGGGAGGGUUUACUGUGUUGAUAUGUGUGGCGAUCUUCUGUCGCCUUGCUUUUUGGAUUCUCAAGAGUUUCUUCCGCUUCUUGUGUUGCCGCCGCAAGAAUAUCACAGGAUCUGUUUGA